AUGUCGUACCCAACGCGGAGUCGUGAAAGACCAUCUCGUCAAUCGUACAUGCCACAACAUAACCCAUACCAACAGCAACAGCCCAUCUCUAUACCUACCAUACCAAACUUAAAUUCAAACCUGUUUCAUACAAACAAUAGCAACAACACAAGGAAUCAUCAGCGUACGUCACCUGUCAUUCUCCUCUUAUCUGCAUUUUCACCAUGCAUCUGCAUAUUAUCAGAUAUGUGA
Kwoniella mangroviensis CBS 8507 is the source of this 231-nucleotide messenger RNA. RefSeq lists its product as uncharacterized. Bases 1 to 231 code for a protein of 76 amino acids. The record is from RefSeq and is a predicted model, not a curated record. The transcript has a single exon. Lineage: Eukaryota; Fungi; Basidiomycota; Tremellomycetes; Tremellales; Cryptococcaceae.